Messenger RNA from Mercenaria mercenaria, 1335 nucleotides. Its product is annotated as Ig-like V-type domain-containing protein FAM187A. Bases 124 to 1335 code for a protein of 403 amino acids. The record is from RefSeq and is a predicted model, not a curated record. Lineage: Eukaryota; Metazoa; Mollusca; Bivalvia; Venerida; Veneridae. The transcript has 4 exons.
UUCGUUAUCUUCGCAAUCUUCAUUUGCUUUGAAUCUGUGCAUUGCAGAUCAUUAGAAAAUUUCACAAGCGACACUCUGCUGUUGAGGAGCAGACGAUCUUUGUCUCUUAGUAGCUUCAAACGCAUGCAGGCAAACUGGAAAUAUUCUAAGGAAGAGAUAAGAGAAAUGUUUGAGACAUAUUAUAAAUGUAUUGAGGAAGCGAAUAAACGUGAAAAUCGUAUAAAGGAAGCGAUAACGGCUGUUCUUGCGCUAGAAGGACAGAGAGUCGAGCUAAAGUGUCCUUCUUGCCGGAGACCGGACCAAGAUUCCGGACAGGCCCGUCUGUUCUGGCAGCGAGUUCGAAACGUAGACGCAUCAACCACGCAUAUAGAUCCUUCGGCCAAGGGAAUAAAAAUGAAGAAAGACAUGACGCUAAUCAUCAAACACGUUGACGUCAGUGACGCGGGUCAGUACUUCUGUGUGAAAGAUGGUGAUUCUGAAAUUAUUUAUCAAGUCGACGUUCUAUUCCGGGAACCACAGCGUACAGUCUCUGAGAAAAAUAUAGAGUCUCUACUUCCGGCGCAAAAGCUGAUUGAUCAUAAUCUUGAAGUAUUCACUCAUUGGUCCGAGUGGGGUGAGUGUGACCAGUGUGACAAGAAGGGCCGGAGACUCAAGUUCGGUACAUGUAUGGUACAGAAGAUAGACGCAGACAAACCUAUUGUUCCAGUGGAUGUCCCCAUCAUGACUUUAUAUCCAAAUGGUGUUCCCUGUCGCUCAACGGUAUUGUCAAGGCCAGUAGCCCAUCUGCCCGGAAUCAAAGGAAGAAAAAGUGAAAUAAUUGCAGGUGAAUGUUUCCAAGCUUGCCCGUCUACACCAGCUCCAAUACAGGUUACAGACAAGAACGGCAAAGUCGUAGAAAUUAUUGAAGGCGGAUAUCACCCUAUCGGCAAAAAACCUGAAUUACCUCCCUUGGUGAAGAGGAAGGUCUUGCAUAAAGCGUCAGGAACUCACGUGACAUUGACGUGUCCCACCUCAGAGAAAGGAAAGGUUAGGUGGCAGAGAGGAGACAGACCUAUAAAUACCGCUACAAUACGGCGUCAGACGAAGGGAAGGGUCUUCAUUGACAAACUCAAUCGUUUGCACAUCCGGAAGUUACGUAUACGUGACAGCGCCCCCUAUAAUUGUUGGAUUUGGCAGCGUCAUGUAGCAGCCUUCAAAGUCAUUGCGUUUAAACCGAUGAAUGAAAACUUAAAGCAUUAUAUUACCUAUGGUGGACUGUUUUUAACCAUUGUAGCAUUUCCGAUAUAUUGUGCGUGCAAACUGUGCCUGGCAAAGCCAAAGAGACGAAAAAGAUAA